AUGCAAGAUGCUUUGGGUUGGGCCAAGAGCGCCAUCACUUCCAAAGAGGGUGCAGAACUCAAAUCCGAAGCAGCAAAAUUGGCGCUCAAGGCCAAAACGGCGUUUGAGCAUCAAGAUACACACGAGCUCAAAGAGGGAGCAGCCGAUUUCAUGGGCAAGUUGAAGGAGCUUUGGGACCAGAAUGCCGACGAGGAGAUGAAGAUGAAGGCGGCGGUCCUUCUGAACAAAGCAAAACAGACUUUGGAGGCGAAGGGUGUGAAGGACUUGCCAGAAAAAGUCGCAGCAGUCGAGAAGCAGCUAGAGGCAGCCAAGGAUAACUUGGCCGCAGACAACGUUGAUUUGGCUGAGUUAGCAUCUGCUCGAGGCGGUAACCUACAGGGAAAGGCGGCUGGGCUGUUGAAGAUGGCAAUGAAGAAGCCUGAGACGGAGCUCCUUGCGAACAAGGCGGCUGAAACCUUGGAGAAGCUGAAGGCUUCAGUUGGCCUGGUCAGCGAGAUCGCUUACGAGUGCAGAGAGAUCUUCGAGCUGGCUAAUGCCGGAGGCAUAAGCGGUUCGGUGGCAGCCACAGGCAAGCUUGACAUGUUAACACAAGAGGUCGACUGGAGGAAGAUUGCAGAUCUUGCGAAGGACCUCUUGUCGCUCUUGGAGGAGGAAUGGCCAGAGGUAAUCGCCUGGUUGGUGGUGGGCUCCGGCCCUGCCUGGGUGCUGUACGUUGUUGUCGUGCGAAGGCCUCGGAGCAGUGCAGCGGCGGCGGUCGCUUGGGCGACGUGGCUUGCUGUGCAGGUUUCAACCCAGGGCUUUGGUGCCCUGGAUGUGACAAGGAAGCGCGCGCUUGUGGCACUGCAGGCUACGCAUGAGGUUGCGCAGAAGUCUGUUGUGAUGGUGGAGGCAUGGAUUAUCGUUUUUCUUCCAUUCGUUGCGGAUCUGUGGAGGCACUCUCGCAGUGCCUGGAAUGCCCUCAGCUUGCCAGCUCGGCUUGUACUGGUCGGCGUGCCGGUGGGUCUGUACCUGACAGCCCUGGUUGUCGGGAGGAUUAUCAGAGCUUGCCGUCGAAGAAAGGAAGGUUUGCGCAAAGCAAUCAAGUCUGUUUUGUUCCACGGCUCUUUUGUCAUGGCAUGCCCUUUGCUUUGGUUCUCCACAGGACGUGUCUCUAUCUGGUGGCUGAACGUCUUGCUGACCCAUGUGCUCACAACAGUGCCAACCAUGGGCUCACUGGUUGCCCUCGGCUGGCAGCCACUCUUCGACAGAGGGGCUGGCACGGCCUCAGCGACAGCAAUCGAGGAUGUUCAGGGGCAUCCUGCGCUGCCCUGGAGAGCUCUGGGCGAAGCCAACAGCAUGGGGACCUUGGAGGCCGCUUCGACUGCAAUGCGGCCGCGAAGACGAAGCCAUAGGAGGGGUGCCGUCGACACGCCUGCUGCUAGACCAGUUGCCUCGCCGAGUUCGCUUCGGCUAUGGCUUUCUUAUUGGGCUUCCUGGCCACUCCUUCAGCUCCUUGAGCAAGGAUUGCCUUCCCUGCUGGAGCUGCAAGUUCUCGGUGUCAAGCAGGUGGCUGAAGUGCAAUCGCAGUUGAGGAGAGCUCUCAUAGUGUAUGUGCUUUGGCUUCUGGUGUGGAAGGGGAGCCGUAUUCAGCUCGCUGUCCUGCGAUGCACACUUAGACGCUGCCGGUUGCUGGAGAUCCUUCCGGGCCUCUUGGGAGUUCACGGACUUCAGAUUCUAAACAUGCUGCGAGGUGGAAGCGAGGGCGUGCCAGUGCCGUCCACCGCUAACAUGUUCCUGGCGUUUCAAAGCAUCUUCAGGCGUGGCUGGCGUAUAUUGGCAGCCGGCGCAGCUGCCUCGGUUAUGCUGGUGGCAUCAGUAGUGCUGUUCUAUCGGCUGGUCAGCGUUACCAACAGAGCUCUCACAGCGCUAAUCUGGGUCUUUGCAGCAAUGGAUACCGCAGACACCUUGGCUGCUGAUGCCGGCGAGAUUCUGCUGGCAAGGAAGCUCGCAUUCUGGGCUGUGGCGAUGCUGUGGUCUGCGCUGGUGCAGCUCCCCUUCGUUGGAGUUGGGCUCAGGUUGUUCACUCCCGUCGUGUUUGCCUUGCUCAUGGUGGCCAGUGAGACCAUCUUGAGACGUAGUGCAGCCGCUGCUGGAGCUUCUGACGGCACGUUUGUGUCGGCUCCUGUCGCUUGUGAAGCGGAGGAUGUCAGGGAUGACAACUGCGCUGUGGAACAUGCCGAUGUGGUUACUCAAGUGCCUGACUUCCAAAGCCUCCAGGCUGGCUUCCAGAAGCAGAUAUUGAUCGAAGCCAGUUCUACCACGGAUGCGCAUUCGGCUCCAUCAAACCCGGCGCGAAGCCCAUCCGACCCGAGUGCGCUGGACCUGGUGAACUCCUACGACAAGACGACAGCAGGAAGCAAACACUUCGGUGACCCGGUGCUCGUAGCGAUGGGCCCGCUUUGGGUGAGCGCGGAUGCCGGAAAGGUCUUUCAGACACUUGGCCAGUGCCGUGCAGAAGCUAGCAGGCGUGAGCUGGUUGCUAAAACCGGUGAGACUGAAGAUGCUGAUGAGGCAUGGAAGCAAGCCUCAAUCACACUGUGGUCGGUGGCACUCUGUGACUAUAAUACAGCAAUCGAACCAAAAGAGGGUACAGUCCUGCCGGUCAUGACGUUGUCGCUUGAGUCGCGAUUGCAGAAAACCGCCGGCAGUGCAAGCAGUGAUUGGGGAAGUGGCGGAGAAGAGGGUGCCAAGGCAGCUUUGGAGAAAGCACGCGAGUCCAAAGACUCGUCCAAAGAAGCUCAAGCGCUUCUGAACCUCGCGGCUUUGCAGGCUAAAACUUGGGCUGCAUCCGGAGCAAAGUCUGCUUUGCGUCCAAUUGGUGACUUCUUAGAAACUUCCCUUGCGCUCUUCGAGAAAGAGAAGGACCACAGCGGCGAAGCUGUCGCCUGCAACAUGCUCGCGAACUUCUACAUCCUGCUGGGUCAAGCCAAAGAUGCUGUGAGGAUGGUUAAGCAGGGGCUCACUGCCACUCGGGCUCUGAAUAGCCGGUUGCAUGAAGUUCCCCUCCUCCAGACCCUGAUGGCGGCGAGCUUCUUGCGGAGCGACGCAGACGAAUCGCUUCGUGCCAGCUGCGAGAUCGCCACAAUCUGCAGAGCUUCGAAAGCUUCGGCCGUGGCAUGUGCGCUCGCGGAUGCUUGCACAGCGCAGGCACAUCUUGCCAAUGACGAGCAAGGGCAAGCCCAACGACUAGCUGAGGCUGCGCUUAAGGCAUGCAAGGAUGCCAAAGACGUCGAUGGCGAGAUUCUUGUGCUAGGCGCCUUGCAGGAGAUUGCCUUUGUUAUUGGCAAGCCUGUAUCCGCGCUGAAAGCUGCACAAGACUUGCUUGAGAAGGAGCGUAAACGUGGGAUCAAGGAGGCAAUUGCCAGAGCACAUCUCCUGGUCUCCGUAUCAGAUGCAACUGCAGCGUCAUCUAGCGAUCUGGCCAAGCAGGCCAAAGAGCAGUACGCAUCGCUGAAGGGCUCUUCAGUGGGUGAGGGCCUGGCGCUGGUGUCUUUGGCCAGGGCCUAUUUCGCUCUCGGAAAAACCAAAGAGGCUGAAAGCGCUGCCAAGGAGGCAAUGGCAUCCUUUGCUUCGGAAGUUGGGCAAGGUUUCGCAAGUUGCCUCUUGGCACUCGCACAGCUCCGCCUGGAGGAUGCUGUGGCAGCGGAGCGCCUGGCGCGAGAAGCUUUGGGACUUUUCCAGGAUGGACACCACCGGGUCGGACAGGCAUUGGCAGAGCUGCUUGUCAGGAGCCCCGCUUUCAGAGCGGUACAGUUCUCUCCUCCCAGACGAUUCUCACAAACCCAUUGA
Molecule: messenger RNA, 3828 nt
Organism: Symbiodinium necroappetens
Lineage: Eukaryota; Dinophyceae; Suessiales; Symbiodiniaceae
Source: the annotation of a GenBank genome assembly